AUGUCGACCUCGUCCAUGCGGAAGUUCCAACACAGAAAAGAUCUAUGGCCUCGGCGACUUCUACUUGCUCUCAUCAUUCUCUUUCCGUGUUUUUGUGUCUUCUCGCUCUUCGCCGUUCUGAAACACGCACUCGAAUCGCAUUACACUCGUACGAGCGGGGCGCCGAGACCACAUACUUCGCCUGGAGGCUCCAUCCCGCCGCUCGCCGCUGUACAACCGCUAUCUGCCAAAUGGUCGGCUGGUAUUUCUGUAUCCGACUCUAACUUGCCACAUUUCACUCUCGACUCAAGACCGGACUAUCGAGCCAUCACUAGCUCACACUAUGACGCCACAGAUUAUGCACAACAACUUCUACACGCUCGACCUAUCGGUCCUCGGUCUCUCGCAAUCAUCCUUCCUGUAACCUCUCAAAGCCUCUCCCAUCUGGAAACGACUAUCCUUUCACUCUACCAAGACCCCGGCGCUGUCACAGAAAUCAUCGUCCUAGCCUACGAACCCAUCCUCUCACUAACACGCCGUACACUUCGUACCAUUAUGACCACGAUCUCCCCCAAUCCCGACAUCAUCUUCCCCACUGAGAUCACGCUCCGAAAUUGGAAACCUAUCCUUACGCAAGCCGAAGCGUCAUUGCGGUGCAUGUCCCGCAACAGUGGCACGAGUGAGUGGGUCCUGGUUCUUGACCAGCGGUAUUUUGAAGGGGUGGGGGAGGAGAUGAGGAACAUGUUAUUGAGCCCGCCAAAUGUUUCGUUCCCGCUUGGAAUAAGAGGGUCAGGCGUUGGAGAACGUGAGGUGUUGUCUUACGCUGGUUUGAGGGGGUUCGAGGAGGACGAUGUGGCCGGAGAGGUGGAUUAUCAGGAAAUCUCCCAUUCUGAGGAGCUACGUCCGGUCUCGUUCCUCGUCCCGCCUUUCGUUCUUCCGACUCGACUCCUGGGUGACAGCAUCGACAGGACAUCUGCAUCCAACUUGAAAGAUACCGACACUCAUCUGAGCUCUUGGGCAGCUUUUGGACACUGGAUCUCGAGUACUCGCCCGGACAAAAUCGGAGGCGUCGCUCUAGGGUACGGAGAAGCUUCAAGUACGACAUCGGGCUAUCAUACUCAGCACGGGAGAGGCGAUAUUACGAGCGACCAGUGGGCCGCCGACUCUGGUGUUCUUUCUUCUCUUCCUCUAGCCCAGGCCUCGCUCUCUCAGACUCGUCUUCUCGGGAUGUUCGGCAUACUUAUGUAUUCUCUGGAGGACCUCGCUCGCUUCGCUCCUGUGGCGUGUAGGCUCGUGAAAGAUGGACAUCAAGUGGAGAUAUUGCUUUAUGGACAGGGGCAAUCGCGCAGUGUUCUUAAUCCCGACCUCGAGGAUGGAAGCAAGAUGUUUGUGCAGGGCACUGUCUCUGGGCCUGGCCAAUGCGAUCUUCGUUACCGAUCAAUGGCUGAGCAGCAACGAUCGCCGUAUAGGACUUUGGCUACAUGGCUCGAUGGCUUCAUGGAGUCUCCGGAUGUGCUCGUAUCAUCUGUGGAAGACGAUAUAUUUGGCGAUACUCUCUCUAUACAACUUAAGGAGCGGCGAUGGGACAAGAUGGCUACAUUGAUUCGGCUUCCUCGAGGCGAUUUGCCGUACAGUGACUGGAUGGGAACGCUCUCACUGGAGGAGUGGAAACAUUGGAACAUACCCCACAUAGACCUUAGCGUCAUCACUGACAGCCGUCCAGCCUCCCUCGGACGCCUGCUCAGCUCUCUACAAAAUGCACGCUACUUCGGUGACAAACCUCGGCUACGAAUCAACAUCGAGGACUCUGCAGACGAAGAGACCCUCAGCAUGGUCGAUCAGUUCGAGUGGCUUGGAGGUGCGGAGAACGUCUUCGCUCAUCAUCGGGUGGUGCAUGGGGGUCUGCUUCCUGCUGUGGUCGAGUCGUGGUAUCCUUCAUCGGACGAUUCGUAUGGAUUGCUGCUGGAGGAUGAUGUCGAACUUUCACCGCUUUUCUACGCUUGGGCGAAGAUGAACGUUCUCCACUACAGAUACGGUAAACCAUCGGACAAAUCCUCGUCCUUGUUCGGCAUCAGCCUCUUCCAGCAAAAGAGCAUCGAGCUUCGCCCGGAAGGUCGUACACCCUUCCAUCCACGUCAGCUAUUCGCACACUCCGGUCUCGAACACCCCAACACCCCCUACCUCUCCCAAAUCCCAUGCAGCUGGGGCGCAAUCUACUUCCCUUCCCAAUGGCGCGAGUUUCACGCCUAUCUCUCCUUGAGACUCUCUGGCCUCGACCCUUCGUCGCCUCAUCACCUACCAUCAGAAGACAUCGCGCUCGAUGUGAGAUCGAACAGGUGGAAACAUUCGUGGAAGAAAUACUUCAUCGAGCUGGCGUAUCUUAGGGGAUACGUGAUGCUUUAUCCGAAUUUCGCAGAUUUCAAGUCGCUGUCGACGAAUCAUCUGGAGGUGGGGUCCCAUGUCAAGAAGACACCAAGAGCGAUAUACGACAAGAAAAAGGCACUAUUCAACUUACCCCUCAUGCCUCUUCCGAACGUCAAUAUGACCCUCCCCCCUUCAGUGUUUCCCUCGAUGGGAAAGGAUCCAGAGAGGACGCGAGAGCUAGAAGGGGGUACAUGGAGGAUAGUGGAACAGUUGCAGACGGGUUUGUUGGAUCUGCCUGAGGGGAGACUGCCGAGCUGGAGGGACAUGCCCGUGUUAGAUCUGCAUGGGGAGUUUGCGUCGGGGUUGGAGAUCAAGGAGAGAGGAGCAGCACGGAGGAUGGAGCUGUUAGGAUGCUCUACAUCGAGCUUUCAGUCGGGUCAUGGACCAGCGUACAAUGCGAGGGCAUCAUUGUGUUUGACACCGUAGGUGCAGUGAUUUAUCGUUCUGCGUUCUUUCUAUGUUUCUACUAUUUCUGCGAGCAGGUCUCGGGGAAUCGAUACCCACUCACUGUUAUUGUUUUGCGAGAAUCGGAUCCGGCCAUGAUACAAUCACUA
Stereum hirsutum FP-91666 SS1 is the source of this 2957-nucleotide messenger RNA. RefSeq lists its product as uncharacterized. Bases 1 to 2829 code for a protein of 942 amino acids. NCBI's taxonomy places the organism in Eukaryota, Fungi, Basidiomycota, Agaricomycetes, Russulales, Stereaceae. The record is from RefSeq and is a predicted model, not a curated record. The transcript is spliced from 3 exons.